UGUUCACGUGCAGCACUUCAGCUUCCGCCUUAUGCACAGUCACAUGUGGCGCCUGUUUAGUUUCACUUCCGCGUUUGAACAGAAAUUAUUAAUUCCUUUCAAUAAUGCAAGCGUUUUAACGCGAAUAUAGUCAGACGUUAGUUUAUUCCAUGUGUGAUCGUGGAUACCAGCGGAUAUUUUGACGUUAUGUCGUUAAGAGUUGUUUAAAAUCAUCAGCGCGACAGUUUGGGAGAGAGAAGACCCCAGGCUGGCUGGACACAACUAGACAGCUAAUUAAGACCUUACUUUUAUUUAUCUGCAGGAAACACGGUCAUAGGAAUUCCGAAAGGUGUCAAAGCUGAAAGUCAUGUUGCUGUCUCUGAGAAUAAUCACUCCUCUUUUCGCACUGCUUGCUGGAGUGCAAGCUGCGUUCAUCACAGACAACUGCAAGCUGAUUUCACAUAGUGACUCUGAGCAAAAUGCUCUCCAUUUACUGGAGCCUCUCACCAAUCAAACCUUCACCACGGAAGGAAAGGAGCAGGAUUAUUCCUAUAUUUUUCAGGUGUGUGGAGAUGUUGCCGGAAUGAAGGAUGCAGGUCUUGUGCAGAAAGAAAAAAAAGGAGAAAAGCUGGUCCGAAUUGGGAACUACACCAAUACACGAGCUGUCAGAGGAAGUGACUGGGUUCUGCUCUUCUAUGAAGGGGGAGAGAAAUACGACAGGCACUGUUCACAUGAGGCAAGAAAAGCCAUGAUUAUGAUUUCAUGCAGCACAAGCACAAAGAAUAAAUUUUCAGUGGUUUUGGAGGAGAAUCAGAAGGAAGAGGGCUGUUAUUACCUGUUUGAGCUGGACUCCAGUGCAGUCUGUCCUGUAAUCCCAUCCAAACUCAGUGCCGGCUCCAUAUUCCUUAUUAUUGUAUUCUGCUGCCUGGCUGUGUAUAUCACUGGUGGAUUCCUCUAUCAGCGACUGGUUGUUGGAGCCAAGGGAGUUAAACAGUUCCCUAACUAUUCCUUUUGGUCAGAGAUCGGCAACUUAUCUGCUGACGGAUGUGAUUUUGUCUGUCGUUCCCGUGGCAACAGACAAGAACCACCCACAUACAGAGGCGUGGGUACUGAAGCUCUUGGGGAGGAGCCAGAGGAAAGGGAUGACCAUUUACUUCCCAUGUGACCAAAUCACAUGAGCUAGGCAGGCUGGGCAGUUAUUACGGUUUUGGAACCCAAAGAGAGAUAUUCAGUUCAGCAGGCAUGUUCCUAUUUCAGAAGUGCUGCUGCUUUUUUUUUUUUUUUUUUUAUUUAAUCAUUUUUUUUUAAAACUUCCCAAUAGCAUUCAUUCUUUAUUUAUCCUUUAAAUUGUUGAUUUGGUGUUUGUUAAAUGUCAAAGUUUGCUAACUAGUUUUCCAAAAUCCAAAGACCCACAAUUAUAUUUGCUAAUUAGAUAUUAAUAAUAAGAUAACAUGAUCAACAUGCAGCACUGCCCGUUUUCUCUCUUUAUAGGAAGUAAAAGACACUGCAUGACUGUGUAAUAUGGUCACCACGAAGAUGUAGUUUGCUAUAAGUACUUAAUUUGAUUAGAAUUAAGUUUUACUUGCAGUAUGAACCCAUGUUUGAUGAAACGGAAAUUAAUUUUAUAAGCUUAUGCUCCACCAACUCAAUCAAUUAAAUGUUUAAAAAUUAUUAUUUUUUAUUUCUGAAUUUUGAAAAAUUAACUAAAAUAGAUUAUUUGAAAAAUUGCACUCACAAAUAUGCUUUGCUUUACAUUCCAAAUUAGCUACUUGUGUUAGUAUAAAGAAGUUACAAGGAUCUGACGAGGUCUACCUCUGCAGCCUGUUACAGCCUGUAUGUCAUGUUUCUGAAUGAUGAUAUUAAUGAUAAAUCAUAAAGGUUAUUAAUAAGAUACAUUUGAAGAAAAUGAUGCUUUCUAGAAGAUAAAAAGGCAUUCUGGGCGAGACCCAUUUGUGGCUCAUUUCUCUUGAUAUUAAUUAACAGUUGAAGUGAAACAACAUGAAAGUUAAUGUGUUUCCAUUUGUUUGGUUUUCUUUUCACUUUGGCUACUUGAUAUUGCAGACGUUUAUGAUUCUUUGACUGUGGGAUCUAUUUCAUACAGUAUAGAUUACUGUAAAUCCUCACUGGAAACCACAGCACAAAUUCCAGACUAUGACAGAGCACCAUUAUGUUUUUCUUACAUCGCUUUUUUACUGUGUACUGCGUGUUUUAAUGCACUGAAGCUUUUUUUUUUUUUUAGGGGAGUCAUAUAUUUUCCCUAAACAUAACUAUGUUCUUGAGGAGCCAAGAUCAUGAAUGAGCUUAAACGCUCCUGUUUUUGAGGUAUGUAGAUCAACUAUUUAAUCUACAUAAAACUAUUUUCAACUAUUUAAAGAAUCAGGAGGAAGAGAGCCGAUGGUUAUAAACACAAGCCAUACAAGGUGCUCUAUUAUUAUGUAUCAGCAAAGUUUUGGUCUGUGUAUAAAAGUCAGUUAGAGGCUCCUUAAAAAGCUGGUUUAGCUUCUGCUUUAAUAUCUAAGGUCCAUAUUAAUGGCAGAAAGGUAUGGUGCAUUUGGCUUGAUUCUGAUGUACUGUACUUCAUGAGAUAGAAGCCUGUGCAAAGAGGUGACUUCACUGUUCUUGCUACUGCUUUAUUGCUCUGUACAAUUUUAAUAUAAAAAUUAUUAAUUUUGUUUGCUUUGGAAUUAUUGAGGAGAUAGUGUGAAUAAAGUGUUUGAUUACUGGUG
Cyprinus carpio (common carp) is the source of this 2705-nucleotide messenger RNA. Its product is annotated as cation-dependent mannose-6-phosphate receptor-like. Gene Ontology annotation, biological process: protein targeting to lysosome. Lineage: Eukaryota; Metazoa; Chordata; Actinopteri; Cypriniformes; Cyprinidae. Gene Ontology annotation, cellular component: Golgi apparatus; trans-Golgi network; endosome. Gene Ontology annotation, molecular function: protein domain specific binding. The record is from RefSeq and is a predicted model, not a curated record.